GCCAGGAAGUCGCCGCCGACGCGGGGAGCGAGGAGCCGACCCCGCGCGCGCGCGCGCCCGGGUGGUUGGUUGAUCCCUCGGCCUCCAUCCAUGCCCGUGGCGGCCGGACCAGUUCGUCCGUCGAGCCGGGAUCGCUGCUGCUAAGGCAGAGGCGCAGAAGGAAGCGGAAGCGUUAGCCACGCCACCACCCACGCGGACGGCAGUAAUGGACGGCAACCACUUGCCCCCCUCCCAACAACCGCCGCCGGCGCAGCCGGAGCGGCGCAGCAGCUUCAACUACGACAUCGAGAGCACGGACGCCGCAUGGCGCGGCACGCACACGGCGUCGGAGGCGCUGAUGCGGUAUGACGACGACGGCCCGCGCGAGCCGCUGCUGCGGAAGCGCACCACGAACACUACCUCCCAGAUCGCCAUCGUCGGCGCCAACGUCUGCCCCAUCGAGAGCCUUGACUACGAAAUUGUGGAAAACGACCUUAUCAAGCAAGAUUGGCGAUCACGAAAGAAGCAGCAAAUAUUCCAGUAUAUUGUUCUGAAAUGGUCCCUAGUUCUUCUCAUUGGCUUGUGUACGGGACUUGUUGGCUUCUUCAACAACCUUGCAGUUGAAAACAUUGCUGGGUUCAAACUGUUGCUCACAAGUGAUCUAAUGCUCCAGAAGAGGUACUUCACAGCCUUUCUGGCAUAUGGAGGCUGCAAUUUAGUCUUGGCAGCCAGUGCUGCAGCAAUCUGCGCUUACAUAGCUCCUGCUGCUGCUGGGUCUGGUAUCCCUGAAGUUAAAGCAUACCUUAAUGGAAUUGAUGCUUACGCUAUAUUAGCUCCUAGCACACUCUUUGUGAAGAACUCCCAUUCAAGGACUACUAGGCCAUAUGAAGCUGAAUCGACAGGCUUUUUUUUAUACUUGGAGAGCAGCCAUACUACCUUGAGCUACAACAAAUUCAAAAGAGUGUCAUUGCUGAUAUUUGGUUCAAUACUUGGAGUUUCAGCUGGAUUUGUACUUGGAAAGGAAGGUCCGAUGGUACAUACAGGAGCAUGCAUUGCUAACUUGCUUGGUCAAGGGGGGUCACGCAAGUACCAUCUUACAUGUAACUGGCUCAGAUAUUUUAAGAAUGACAGAGAUAGGCGGGAUUUGAUUACUUGUGGGUCUGCUGCUGGUGUUGCAGCAGCAUUCCGUGCACCUGUUGGUGGUGUGCUCUUUGCUCUUGAGGAAGCAGCAUCAUGGUGGCGAAGUGCUCUCCUAUGGAGAACAUUUUUUACAACUGCUGUUGUUGCUGUUGUAUUGAGGGGCCUGAUCGGGUUCUGCCGUAGUGGAAAAUGUGGUCUCUUUGGUCAAGGAGGGUUGAUUAUGUUUGAUCUUAGUGCAACCAUACCUACUUACAGUGCUCAAGAUGUCGUUGCAAUUAUUGUUCUUGGGAUCAUCGGAGGGGUCUUUGGAGGCCUGUUCAACUUUCUCUUGGAUAAGAUUCUCCGUGCCUACAGUUUUAUCAAUGAGAAAGGUGCUCCAUACAAGAUCCUUCUUACAAUCACAAUAUCGAUUAUCACAUCAGCAUGCUCGUAUGGGCUCCCUUGGCUCGCUCCAUGCACUCCAUGCCCAGCUGAUGCUGUGGAGCAAUGCCCCUCCAUUGGACGCUCUACAAACUAUAAGAAUUUUCAGUGCCCACCAGGUCACUACAACGGUCUUGCAUCACUUUUCUUUAACACAAAUGACGAUGCCAUACGCAAUCUGUUCAGCAGUGGUACCGAGAAAGAAUUCCAAAUGUCAACUCUUUUUGUCUUUUUCACUGCCAUUUACUGCCUUGGACUUGUGACGUACGGUAUUGCUGUCCCAUCUGGUCUUUUCAUCCCUGUUAUACUUGCUGGGGCUACAUAUGGGCGCAUAGUGGGGACGCUGCUUGGUCCAAUAUCAGACCUUGAUCCUGGACUCUUUGCACUUCUCGGUGCGGCAUCUUUCCUUGGUGGAACAAUGAGGAUGACCGUCUCAGUUUGUGUGAUACUUCUGGAGCUCACAAAUGACCUCCUUAUGCUACCGUUGGUCAUGCUCGUUCUUCUGAUAUCGAAGACUAUAGCGGACAGCUUCAGCAAAGGAGUUUAUGACCAAAUCAUAGUGAUGAAAGGAAUGCCGUUCCUGGAGGCUCAUGCCGAACCAUACAUGAGGCACUUGGUUGCUGGUGAUGUUGUAUCUGGACCACUGAUCUCCUUUUCAGGCGUUGAGAGAGUGGGUAACAUUGUUCAGGCGUUGAGGAUCACAGGCCACAAUGGAUUUCCUGUGGUGGAUGAACCACCUCUAUCAGAGGCUCCAGAGCUCGUUGGACUCGUGCUUAGGUCCCAUCUGCUGGUCCUGCUGAAAGGCAAGGGCUUCAUGAAAGAUAAGGUGAAAACCAGUGGUAGCUUCGUGCUGAAAAAGUUUGGUGCCUUUGAUUUUGCCAAGGCUGGGUCUGGAAAAGGUCCGAAGAUCGAGGACCUGGAUUUCACAGAUGAGGAAAUGGAUAUGUAUGUUGAUCUCCAUCCAAUUACAAAUACCUCGCCGUACACAGUGGUUGAGACCAUGUCACUCGCGAAGGCUGCGGUCCUUUUCAGGGCACUAGGAUUGAGACAUCUGUUGGUUGUGCCAAAGACCCCAGGGAGACCACCUAUCGUCGGAAUCCUGACGAGGCACGAUUUCAUGCCGGAGCACAUUCACGGGCUGUUCCCGAAUGUCCACAAGUCACACUGAGGAAGUAUCAAGCAUAUGUUUUGUUUGCUAUUUCUUGCCUUGUAGCUUAGCUGUAUGCAGAGAAAGCUGCCUUGUGCAAUAUUUGGUGCCCCCAUCUGGCAUUUUGUUUGCCAUCUGUCAUUUUGUUUUCCCUUUUGUAUUUAUUACAGAGUACUCCAAGAUCUUAAAACUGUGGAAUAAUAUUGUAUUCGUUGUAAAGAGCUGAUCUCACACAUCAGCAAUUGAAUGGAUUUUUGCAGUCCAUCUUAUAGAUUUUCAAUAA
Molecule: messenger RNA, 2969 nt
Organism: Panicum virgatum (switchgrass)
Lineage: Eukaryota; Viridiplantae; Streptophyta; Magnoliopsida; Poales; Poaceae
Product: chloride channel protein CLC-c-like
Exons: 9
Coding region: 206-2707 (833 amino acids)
Biological process (GO): chloride transport; transmembrane transport
Cellular component (GO): intracellular membrane-bounded organelle; plant-type vacuole membrane
Molecular function (GO): voltage-gated chloride channel activity
Source: RefSeq, a predicted model, not a curated record